Messenger RNA from Oreochromis niloticus (Nile tilapia), 1805 nucleotides. It is a transcript of the gene tyrp1b, whose product is annotated as tyrosinase-related protein 1b. NCBI's taxonomy places the organism in Eukaryota, Metazoa, Chordata, Actinopteri, Cichliformes, Cichlidae. Gene Ontology annotation, cellular component: melanosome. Gene Ontology annotation, biological process: melanocyte differentiation; melanosome organization. The transcript is spliced from 9 exons. The coding region runs from base 95 to 1693 and encodes 532 amino acids. The record is from RefSeq and is a predicted model, not a curated record. Gene Ontology annotation, molecular function: oxidoreductase activity.
AGGCCUGCUCAUGUGCUCAAUAGCUAUUUAAGACAGAGAAGGGCAACGGGCUGAUUCUUGGGGGAGACUUCAGUUCUGCAAACAGAGGAGCAGCAUGUACAGUCAGAGCUUGUGGAGUGUGGGUUUGGUGUGGACCUUGUGCACCACGCUCACCUUGGCCCAGUUCCCGAGGGAAUGUGUCACUCCUGAGGGGCUGCAGAGCGGCCAGUGCUGUCCAUCCCCUACAGGGGUGGCAGGAGACGAGUGUGGCUCCAGCACAGGAAGAGGCCAGUGUGUGACCAUUGAGGCUGACAGUCGGCGCCAUGGACCUCAGUACCCUUAUGCCGGGCGCGAUGACAGAGAGAGGUGGCCGCUGAGAUUCUUCAAUCGCACUUGCCGCUGUAAUGGGAAUUUCACUGGCUACAACUGUGGGCGAUGCAGACAUGGGCUAACUGGACCAAACUGUGAUCAGAGGAUCUCUGUGGUAAGGAGAAACAUCAUGCAGAUGAGCACAGCUGAGAAGCAGGCGUUUGUAAAUGCUCUGGAUCAAGCUAAAAGGACUGUCCACCCUGACCUCGUCAUCUGUACAAGACGGUACCAGGAGUUGUUUGGGCCUGAUGGCAACACCCCACAGUUUGAGAACAUCACCAUUUAUAAUUACUUUGUUUGGAGUCACUACUACUCUGUCAGUAAGACGUACCUGGGGCCAGGCCAGACCAGCUUUGGAGGUGUAGACUUCUCCCACGAGGGCCCAGGUUUUGUCACCUGGCAUCGUUUUCAUCUGCUGCAACUGGAGAGAGACAUGCAGGACAUGCUGGGCAACCCCACCUUUGCCCUGCCCUACUGGAACUUCGCCAUUGGAGGCAGCGAAUGCGACAUCUGCACAGAUGACCUGCUGGGAGCCAGGAGCACAUUUGAUAUGAGCUCCAUCAGCCCCAACUCUGUGUUCUCACAGUGGAGGGUCAUCUGCGAGAGUGUGGAUGACUACGACACUCUGGGCACCAUCUGCAACAGCACAGAGAGCAGUCCCAUCAGGAGGAAUCCAGCAGGCAACGUGGCGCGGCCCAUGGUGCAGAGGCUGCCGGAGCCCAAGGAUGUGCUGGACUGUCUGGAGAUCAACACCUUUGAUACCCCUCCUUACUACUCCACCUCCUCCGAGAGCUUCAGGAACACCAUCGAAGGCUACAGCGCCCCCCAGGGGAUGUACGACCCGGUGAUCCGCAGUCUUCACAAUCUGGCCCACCUCUUCCUCAACGGGACGGGUGGACAGACUCACCUGUCGCCCAAUGAUCCCAUCUUUGUCUUGCUUCACACCUUUACCGAUGCAAUCUUUGACGAGUGGCUCCGCAGGCAUCAACCGGGUGACACUGUUUACCCCGAUGAGAACGCUCCCAUUGGACACAACCGCAGGUUCAACAUGGUUCCUUUCUGGCCGCCUGUCACCAAUGCUGAGAUGUUUGUGCCUGCCCCAGAAAACCUGGGAUACUCAUAUGAGGUCCAGUGGCCGGCUCGUACCUUCACCCUCUCUGAGAUCAUCAGCGUAGCCGUUAUUGCUGCAGUGUUGGUUGUGGUGGUGGUUGGUAUCAUCAUAGCCUGCGCCAUGCGUUCUCACUCUUACAACUCUGCCGAGGCCCUGGAGCCGCUGCUGGCAGAAACCUACCGACGCUACUCAGAGGAAGACCGCAGGCUGGACAAAUCACAGUCUGUUGUCUAACAUUUUCAAUUAUCUUGAGAGGACCCAACAUUUACAUACAUAAAUUUGUCUUGUUUUCCUUUUUUUAAAAUGAUUCCCCCAUUUCUUCUAAUAAAGGUGAACUGGUUUUGAA